AUCUAUCUCUCUCUCUCUCUCUCUCUCUCUCUCCCUCUCUCCCACACACACACACAAGCUAUAAUAUAUAUAGAGUCCAUCUUUUCCAACAAGAGUUCUGCCCUUAACACCUCUUUUUCUCUGUUCAUUCUCUUCGCCAUGGCUUCAAGUACAACCGAAAUAGUCCAUGAUUUCUCUCCCCUCAUGCGAGUCUACAAAGAUGGUCGAGUCGAGAGACUUACUGGCAACGACGUCGUCCCGGCAUCAGUGGAUCCUAUCACCGGAGUUCAAUCGAAAGACAUCAAAAUCGCAUCGGAAAUCGGUAUCGGAGCAAGACUUUACCUGACCAAAACCGCCGAUCCACAUCACAAACUUCCUCUCCUUGUUUACUUUCACGGCGGUGGCUUUAUCAUCGAAAGCGCCUUUUCUCCACUCUACCAUAACUAUCUUAAUUCACUUGCCGCAGAAGCAAACAUCGUGGUGGUGUCUGUGAAUUACAGGCUAGCACCGGAGCACCAUCUCCCGGCAGCGUACGACGAUUCUUGGGUUGCCGUCAAGUGGGUUGCUUCCCAUUCAGGAGGAGAUGGUCAGGAACCAUGGCUAAAGGAUCAUGUUGAUUUUCAACGUGUGUUUUUUAGUGGAGAUAGUGCUGGUGGAAACAUAGCACACAACAUGGGUAUGCGAGUCGGGUCGGAGAAAUUAGAUGGUAUCAGUCUUGUCGGAUUGGUGUUAGCCCAUGCAUUCUUUUGGGGUGAAAAGCCAAUAGGCAAUGAAACCAAUUCUCCCAAGAAAUCUUACGUCGAAAACUUGUGGCGCUUUGUGAAUCCGUCGACUGUUGGGUCUGAUGACCCGUUGUUUAACCCGGCUGCCAAUCCCAAACUUUCUAGCUUGGGUUGCAACCGGGUUCUGGUUUGUGUUGCUGAGAAAGAUUUAUUGAAGGACAGGGGUUGGUAUUACAAGGAGGUAUUGGUUAAAAGUGGGUGGAAAGGAAAGGUUGAGGUUAUGGAAGCCAAAGGGGAAGAGCAUGUUUUUCAUUUGUUUAAUCCCACUUGUGAAAAUGCUGUAGCUAAGCUGAAAAAAUUGGCUUCUUUUUUUAAUCAGGACAAAGCCUAG
This is a messenger RNA of Ilex paraguariensis (yerba mate), 1092 nucleotides long. Lineage: Eukaryota; Viridiplantae; Streptophyta; Magnoliopsida; Aquifoliales; Aquifoliaceae. The record is from the annotation of a GenBank genome assembly.